Molecule: messenger RNA, 1245 nt
Organism: Fusarium graminearum PH-1
Lineage: Eukaryota; Fungi; Ascomycota; Sordariomycetes; Hypocreales; Nectriaceae
Exons: 3
Coding region: 1-1245 (414 amino acids)
Source: RefSeq, a predicted model, not a curated record
AUGGCCAUUUCCAAUAUAGAUCAACGCAACGAUCGCCAUCCUUUCGACAGCUUGUUUGAUGAAGCCAGAAGAGGUCCAUACGGAUCAAUGCUGUUUCUCCUUAACGUAUCCUGCAAUAUGGCCACUAUUGGUGCGCUCAUCACAAUCCUUCGACUGGGAUUCGCUCUAAUGGCCCAGGAGGUAAUCAGCCUAGAGCCUCGGCCAGUAAAUACUACUGAUAAGAAUGCUACAUUUGGGUUCGCUCAUAGCUACAACAGGAGCCUGAACAGGGGUGUUAAUGGCGGUUUCAAGAGUGCCUGCGAGGAUGUCACUAUUCCGACAUUGAACACGAUGUUCUGUGUAGAAGAUACCGGCAAACCCCUCCCAGAGGGCGAAUUCCUACAUGAGUAUAGACUAUGUAACAUGACCACGCCAGGCGGUAUCAUGUUGUCAAUUCAACAGCAGUUCCCGUUUUUCCUGACAACAUUCCGAUCUAACACGACAGUUCCCACUCGAGAUGAAAGCAGCAUUGGCUCGAGAAGCACCAACCUCAUGAAAUUUGCAAUUUACCGAACUGAGCGAGACGAGGACUAUAUGCCCUUGGAUGCCGACAUCACGGAGUGCACCCUCAGUUUAGCUGCUUAUGAAUAUACAGGACCUAAAACAAAUGGCAGCGUAUUUUCUUUCGACAACAUUCAGAUGGUCGAACUUGAGUGGAGCAGACCUGCUUCGGAACAAGCAAUUCGUCGCCUUGUCAGUUCUCCUACCAAAACCGGCACACCUGAUUUGUACUUUGAUUGGAUUGACGAAAUGGCGUUGCAAGACUUUUUACAGUCGCCGACCUUUCUGCUGGAGUUUGUGGAAGGAGAAUCUGGUAGCUUGAAACAUGGAUUGAGCGCCGUACUUGGUGCUGAGGCGAACCUCUCCAACGCUUUCGAUAACAUGGCGACUAGUAUGACAGACUACGUACGAUCUGGGCCAAACAUGCAGUUAGCUACAGGGGUUAGAAUCGACACGGAGAUAUUUGUUGUUAUGUGUUGGUAUUGGUUGGUUGGGCCAGGGCUGGUAGAUCUGGCUUCAUUGUUGUUUGCUAUCGCUACGAUAGUUGGUGAUACCAGAAAGCAAAAGGUGCCUCUUUGGAAGUCUUCGGCACUGGUGCUUCUGGCUUGCCAGAAUGACGCGGAUGAAGGUGUCAUCCGAGGAACGUCUGAGAGUGUUACUGAGCUUGAGAAGAGGGCAAGGGCUUCCAAGGUUCGGUUGGAGUAG